UAAGGCGAUCUUUAUAAAACACAGUCACCAUUGCCGGCUUUGCCUGUUCGAGGAGGAUAACGAUGCUUCUUCCCGUGUUGCUCCUUGUAUUCCACGCAGGUUAUGGCCUAGCGCAGUAUGAUCCCAAUACAACGCCGGUCCCCAUUUUAAAGCAAAUAAACAGGCACAACGAAGAUGGAAGUUAUAGUUACGGUUAUGAAGCGGCCGAUGGCUCUUAUAAAAUUGAAUCCAAACAUCCUAAUGGAGAAGUUUUUGGUAAAUAUGGAUUCGUAGAUGAUACUGGAAGCAUUCGAGAGGUCGAAUAUGGAGCAUCUCGAAGGGGUUUUGAACCGGUCGGUACUGGCAUCAAUGUCCCGCCGUCAACUUUGAGUGGAAAUAGUAUCGCUGGUUCUAAUGAACCCGAUGACGAUGGACAGUAUAAAGAAGAUCCUUCCAUUUACUAUACGGAUCCCCGCUACACGAAUGGCGAACGUUAUGAUCCGGUGCCAAGACCAGGUUAUCAACCCCAAAAACCUCAGCCACUUCAACCAGCACAACCGGCGUAUGAACAACAAAUUGCCCAUCGUCUACCACCAGCAAGUAAAUCGGUGCCCUCGCCGUACCAACAACCAGCUAUACCCCAGUAUCGACCGCAAUACAGAUCUUCGUAUCAACAAUAUUAUCAACCUGCACAGUCGGUAGUACAACAACCGUCGAUACCUGAGAGAAGAGUCGAGGGCCAUUUAACACCCAAUGUAGCUAAUCCGGCCAAUUUGGGUUCAUAUUCCGUCCAGUAUAAGUGAUUCUUAAAAUCAAGCCACUUUUUAAAUUUAUAUAAAUAUUAGACAAGAUUAUUUCUUUCAGAACAAAAUUAUGUGUACCAGUAAAAGGUUGUUGUCUCGUGUAGGAUCUAGAAAAAGAUUCGAAGUAUUACGUACGCAACUGGAACUUUGUUAUGUGAUCUCAACGGUUUGUAGCUCAUUUGAAUAAUACAAAUUUAGUACAUUAAGCAGUGUACAUAAAGAUCCAUUUAUAUUAGCUUAAAGUCGUUGAAGCACCACUGCAGCUGAUUUCAAUCGAAAAAACUUAUCAAAAUUAAUCUCAGCUUAUUUUGUGUGAAUACAAAGUUUUCAAACACAUAUUAGUUUUUAAAUUUCGUCAAAAAUUCUUAUUUUUCAUUGAUUCAUUUACAGAAAAAUUUUUCGUUAUUGAACUACUGGAAAUUUCUACGAAAGAUUUUGCUGUAAAUGAAUAAAUGAAAAACAAAAUUUUUUGACGAAAUUUAAAAACUAAUAUGUGUUUGAAAACUUUGUAUUCACACAAAAUAAGCUGAGAUCAAUUUUUAAAAGUUUUUUUGAUUGAAAUCAGCUGCAGUAAUGCUUAACCGACUUUAAGCCAAUAUAAAUGGAUCUUUAUGUACACUGUUUAUUGUACCGAAUUUGUAUUAUUCAAAUGAGCUACAAACAAAAAUAUAUAUA
Molecule: messenger RNA, 1457 nt
Organism: Belonocnema kinseyi
Lineage: Eukaryota; Metazoa; Arthropoda; Insecta; Hymenoptera; Cynipidae
Gene: CPR27
Exons: 4
Coding region: 63-782 (239 amino acids)
Cellular component (GO): chitin-based extracellular matrix
Molecular function (GO): structural constituent of chitin-based larval cuticle
Source: RefSeq, a predicted model, not a curated record